Torulaspora globosa is the source of this 912-nucleotide messenger RNA. It is a transcript of the gene SER2, whose product is annotated as phosphoserine phosphatase. Lineage: Eukaryota; Fungi; Ascomycota; Saccharomycetes; Saccharomycetales; Saccharomycetaceae. Gene Ontology annotation, cellular component: cytoplasm. Gene Ontology annotation, biological process: L-serine biosynthetic process; dephosphorylation. The transcript has a single exon. The record is from RefSeq and is a predicted model, not a curated record. Gene Ontology annotation, molecular function: magnesium ion binding; L-phosphoserine phosphatase activity. The coding region runs from base 1 to 912 and encodes 303 amino acids.
AUGACUGCUUUCGUUGUUACCUGCAUCGGACACGAUGAUGCAUUGCCGUUGCCUAAGAUUGAUGCGAUCAUUGAGCAGAUUAAAAGCGCUCUUUCCGAUGCCUUUACACUAUCUGAUCAGACCAAAAAACUAGCAGAGAAUGCAAUUGAUCUCCACAUCAGUAGCAGCUCUGAGACGAGCUGGCUACAGCUCAAGGAGCAACUGAAGAGCGUUAUAUGUGCUCACAGCGAUGUCGAUAUUAUUGUUCAAGUGGAUAACGAAUUUAGACAUAAGAAAUUGGUCGUCUUCGACAUGGAUUCCACUCUGAUCUAUCAAGAGGUGAUCGAGCUGAUUGCGGCAUAUGCUGGUGUAGAGGACAAGGUUCGCGAUAUUACCGAGAGGGCGAUGAACAAUGAAUUGGACUUCAAGCAAUCGUUGCGUGAGCGUGUGAAGCUCUUGAAAGGUAUCAAGAUUGACCACUUGUACGACGAGAUCAAACAGAAGCUCCUCAUCACAAAUGGUGUGCCCGAGCUGUGCGAGCAGUUGCAUGCAAAUGGCUGCAAAUUGGCUGUGCUCAGCGGUGGUUUCGUGCCUUUUGCCAACUACAUCAAAGAAAAACUGCAUCUGGACUUUGCCAGGGCUAAUGUGCUAGAGACAGACGAUGAGGGCGUCCUAACCGGUGUCACGACAGGCCCUGUGGUGGACGGCGAAUUGAAGGCAGAGACUCUUUUGCAGCUUUGCGAAGAGUAUGGCAUCCCCAAGGAAGCCAGCUGCAUGGUGGGCGACGGAGGCAACGAUCUGCCCGCCAUGGCCGCGGCAGGGUUCGGUGUGGCGUGGAAUGCUAAGCCAAAAGUGCAGGAAUUGGCUCCCGCCCGACUCAACACCAGCUCAAUGGUCAAUCUACUCCACGUCUUUGGCUACAGCAGCAAAUGA